Molecule: messenger RNA, 3681 nt
Organism: Siniperca chuatsi (mandarin fish)
Lineage: Eukaryota; Metazoa; Chordata; Actinopteri; Centrarchiformes; Sinipercidae
Product: RING finger protein 11-like
Exons: 3
Coding region: 528-992 (154 amino acids)
Source: RefSeq, a predicted model, not a curated record
AGAAUCACACCAACGUCAUAUCAAACGGACCGAUAACAUGUCCUCUGGUUGAAGAAAGAGCUAGCAAGGAAGCAAACUAUUUAUUGUCACUUACGAAGUUAAAAGGCGGAAAUGUCGCUACAGACCAACUCCCAGACCACUCAGUGUUACAGCCAUAGUUGCUGCUGAAAUAGAUAUUUUGUAGAAAUUGUGUUUCUUACAAAGGAAUGAGCGAUAUUUAACAAGGAAGUCGCCCAGCUAGCUAGCGAAAAGUAGCUAGCUAGGCUGCUAGCUGUCGUUAGCAAGAGAGUUCUUUGUUUUGCUUUCAGGUGGACGUCCGUGUAAACAUGAAGAGAAACUAGUGUGGACAUUUACUUUAACAUUUAACGUUUAUGUAGGAGUUUUAUAAUCAUGUACAUUGUAUCUUUGGUAACAGGUAGUUGAACUGGUUUCUGGGUUAUUAGACUAAACUAAUAUUAGCCACCGAGAGCAACUUUAGCAAAAAAGAUCAUAUUUUUAACGUCAGCCAGGACUGGAGACACGAAGAUAUGGGCAACUGUCUCAAGUCUCCGACAUCUGACGACAUUUCUCUCCUUCAUGAAUCCCAGUCAGACAGGGCGAGUUUCGGUGACGGAACAGAUCCAGACCUGGAGCCACCUCCGCCGUACCAGGAGCAGGCUCACAUGCCCAUGUACCAUCCCACGCCAAGUCAGGCCCGUCUGGCCACCCAGCUGACAGAGGAGGAGCAGAUCCGCAUAGCUCAGCGCAUCGGCCUUAUCCAGCACCUUCCUAAGGGUGUUUAUGAUGGAGGGCAAGACGGCUCAGAGAAAAAGAUCAGAGAAUGCGUGAUCUGUAUGCUGGACUUUGUAUACGGGGACCCCAUCCGGUUCCUGCCAUGUAUGCACAUCUACCACAUGGACUGUAUAGACGACUGGCUGAUGAGAUCCUUCACCUGCCCGUCCUGCAUGGAGCCCGUGGAUGCUGCUCUUCUCUCCACCUACGAGACCAACUGAUUUUUCACCCCUCUUCCCCUAAACUUAGAUCAAACACGGCCCCACACACAAACACAACAACUGCCCUCUUAUAGAAUGGGAGGAGCUAAAAAGGGAGCUAAAUGUGUUUGCUGUUUUCUUGCACUUUGAAAAAUUCAAAUUUACUCACUUAAUGUUGGCCUUCCGUGCCCUCCAGGUCUAAAUAAGCUGGUCUUAAACAUCAGUUAUUGAAAUCAGUAAGAAACUGUUUCCAGAUGACCCUGCAUGAUUGUGUUUGUGUGUUUUUGUCAUGUUGAAGCAGCAUCCAGUUUUGCCGCUGACAGUGAGCACAUGGGGUGUGUGUGUGUGUGUGUGUGUGUGUUUUCGUUUCGUGUGUGAGUGAGAGAGAGAGCUGUUUGGGCUGUUUGAUGACUGUGCAUAUCCACUUGAGCCGGUCUCAAUGGUGUUUCUCCCUAGCUGAUCCCAGCUCAACGUUCCCAGUUAGUCGUCGUUAAAAUGGAUAAUUAGGUUAACAGAUUAUUGACCAAAAUGCUGCGAGGUGAAGUAAAGACUUCCUCAACAUAUUGAUCUCCUAAACAUGCUCUCACAUUAAAAUGGCCCUACACUUUGUCGAUAUGGGAAUACACAGCUGAAGUUUACUGUUGGUGUUAGAUAAUAAAGAAGGAAUUUCUCUCCAGUUAGUUAGGAUUACAAAAAAAUGAUGCACACCCUUAACAGAAAUCACCCAGAGUUUCUAAGUACACAAUGUACACCUAAAGUAGACCAAGGCUACAUGAUAUUUGGCCACUCCAAAUGACCAGACUUCAAAGAAAAUGCUUUGAGUUGAAGGGAGAAUUUUGUUGGGUAACAUGAAUGUUUCACCAGGCGGUGUGUAAAGUAGCUGGCAGCCAAUGUAAAGGGCUCAUUUGUGCAUGGGCAGUUGGAUCAGUCAGUCAAAAAUUUGAAAUGCUUGCACACACUUUUCAUCUGAUCCAGAGAUUUGCACUUUACUUAUAGGACUGUAUCUAAACAAUAUAUUAAUAUAUGUACCUUAUAACCUUGCACUAUCAAUACUUCAUUCCUUUAUUUCCUGAGAUGCAAAAGUUACAUAGCUGAUAAAGAUAUUUUCAAAGCUGUUGGUAGUCACUUAUCACGUUGACAUAAGCCUGAAGAUGUAUUUCAUGAAAUCUGUGAUUUAGUAGUGUGAGUCUCCGCUUUGUUCUGCUUGAUAUUUGAUUCUAGUGUGUUUUUGUGUAUAAGUGAAGGGACAGAGGCUUGCUCCAGUUUAAAGACAUUUUAGGAAAUAUGCUUCUCUGCUUUCCUGUCAAGAGUUAAAUGAGAAGAUUGAUAUCAAUCUGAUUCUGUGCGUUAAGUAUGGAGCUGCAGCCAGAUUAUCUUAGCUUAGUUUAGCAUAAAGACUGUAACCAGGGAGAAAGCUAGCAUGGCUCCAAAGCUCAAAAAUGCGCCUACUAGCACCUCUGAGUAAUUUGUGUUUUUACAGGGCGCUAAGUGCUGUUCGACAACAAAACCAGCAUGUAACUCCCUGUAAAACCAUUUAUGUACCGAUUUAAACAAAUGAGAUAUAACGUGUUAGUUAAUACACUGUAGAGAAUACUGGCAGACCAAUUUUUGAACUUGGUACAGCGCCAGGCUAACUGUUUCCUCCUGCUUCCAGCAGUCUUUAUGCUAAACUAAGCUAAUUGCCUUCCUCUUCUAGCUUCAUACUCAGCGUACAGACAUGAUAACGGUAUCAAUUUUCUCAUCUCGUGGCAAGAAAACGAAAAAGCAUAUUUCCCAAAAUGUCAAACUGUUCCUUUAAAGGUCCAGUAUGUAACAUUUAUGAGUGGCUAUUGGCAGAAAUGAAAUAUAUUUAUAAGUAUGUUUUCAUUAGUGUAUAAUCACCUGAAAAUAAGAAUAGUUGCGUUUUCAUUACCUUUUAGAAUAAGCCGUUUUUAUCUACAUAGGGAGUGGAUCCCUUUCCACGGAGGUCACAAUAUUGCAUUUGGGCUACUGCAGUUUCUACAGUAGCCCAGAAUGGACAAACCAACUGGCUCUAGAUAGGGCUGUUUACGUUUUUCGUGAGUUUCGCGGCCAACGUAGUUUCUAGGGGAGGGUGAUGUGAAUGGUAUUCAAAUGGUUGCAAACUGCAAUUUCACUGCUAGAUGCCACUAAAUCUUAUAUACUGGACCUUUAAGAAAGAAGAGGUGAACUUGAAAAUGUUUAAUUUUGAAUCCACAUUAGUACAAAGUCGCUUUCUUUAUUAUACGUCACAUUUAGUUUUAUUACACUAUAAUUCAUGUUUUGUAAUGCUUUAUUUCCAUUCACUGUAGCAGUAGUUACAGUCUUUGAUUUCUUUUUGAUUUGUGGCAUUGUUUGGUGAUAGUGUGGCUGUCUUUUAUUCUGUUACCUGUGUUUUAUCUUCUACCUUCAUUUUUUGUUACAUUUGUGUAAAAUCCACUGUGUAUUUAGGACAGUAAAUAUUUAACUUUUACACUGGUUUAAGCUUCACGGUGCAAACCUCUGUCCCAAAUGAAUUUCAGGGUGUGAGAGACUUCUUUUAUGGUGUGAUAGUUACAACUGAGAUAUCAAGAUUUCCUUUGAGCUUUUCCUUUGCUGUGUUUUUCAGGUUAAGUUUAUUCUGAAAAUUAAUAUUUCCUGUAAUCUUGUUUUAAUUUCUUUCUUUUUGGAAGGCUAAAAAGCCAUCAUGUAAAAAAAUAAACUGAAAAAAAUA